Messenger RNA from Glycine soja, 1709 nucleotides. RefSeq names its product nuclear transcription factor Y subunit C-3-like. The transcript has a single exon. Gene Ontology annotation, cellular component: nucleus. Gene Ontology annotation, biological process: regulation of DNA-templated transcription. Lineage: Eukaryota; Viridiplantae; Streptophyta; Magnoliopsida; Fabales; Fabaceae. The record is from RefSeq and is a predicted model, not a curated record. Gene Ontology annotation, molecular function: DNA binding; protein heterodimerization activity; DNA-binding transcription activator activity, RNA polymerase II-specific. Bases 730 to 1524 code for a protein of 264 amino acids.
CUGGUGUACUAAAACUCGUGCAUAAUAGAUCUGUGAAGUAACAGAGAAUUUCUGAUCAUUUUGUCUUUCUUUUCCUUUUUAUUUUCAUUUUCCAAUCCUUUACAGAUUCUUAAUAUUUGCAUAACAAAGCAUCACCUCUUAGAGAAGGUAGCAACUGUAGCUGUAGGAAUACACAUAUCUACGUAAUUUUGUUAACGCAUCUAGGUGUAGUGAAACUGUUUGUCAUUAUCUAUCUUGUUACGGUAAAAAUCCAAACCCGGGAAUUGGGAUGAGUACUUGUGGCCAUGAAAUAUAUAUAGCAUUGUCCUGUGAUGGAUGUUAUGCGGCUCGUAAACUUUUGAACAGAUUUACUUCUAAAUAUGUAAUUGAAUUGUGUUAAGAUCAAGAUCUACUGAUGAAUUUGAUAUAUAGUUUGUUUACUUGUUAUGUUUAAUGCAUGCAGAGAAAAGGGUGUGCCUUCUUUUCUUCCCUCCAGCUCUAGUAUCCCCAUCCCUCCCUAAAGAAUCUUUGGUAGCAUGUGCAUUGUUGCGCAUGUUUGAAUAAUCGUUCUGGACGUACUUUUGAGUGUUCAAUAUAUACUUUUGGAGAAUGAUACUCUUUCAAUUUUGAACGUAGUUUUAGAAGGUUGGAAUGGUUAUCCAAACAUGCAUUUUGUUUGCAUGUAUAUGUUAUUGUUUUGGUCACUAAUGAAGUGUAGGCAUUGAUUUGUUUGAUUUGACGUGAAGCAGGAUGGAUCAUCAAGGGCAUGGGCAUGGGCACGGCCAGAACCCAUCUAUGGGGGUUGUUGGAAAUGGACCUCAAUUUCCUUAUGGUUCUAAUCCAUACCAGGCCAGCCAUAUGACAGGUUCACCUGGUAUGGUUGUUGCAUCACCUGGGACCAUUCAAUCCACUGGUCAACCACCUUCAACUCAGCUAGGACAACAUCAACUUGCUUAUCAGCACAUGCAUCAGCAACAACAGCAGCAGCUGCGGCAACGUCUCCAAGCCUUCUGGGCAAACCAAUAUCAAGAAAUCGAGAAGGUGACCGAUUUCAAGAACCAUAGCCUCCCCUUGGCGAGGAUCAAGAAGAUUAUGAAGGCUGACGAGGAUGUCAGAAUGAUAUCGGCUGAGGCACCGGUCAUAUUUGCGAGGGCAUGUGAAAUGUUCAUAUUGGAGUUAACCUUGCGCUCUUGGAAUCACACAGAAGAGAACAAAAGGAGAACACUUCAAAAGAAUGAUAUUGCAGCAGCCAUCACAAGAACUGAUAUCUUUGAUUUUUUGGUUGACAUUGUGCCUAGGGAGGACUUGAAAGAUGAAGUGCUUGCUUCAAUGCCAAGAGGAGAUGUGCCUGUUACAGGGCCUCCUGAGGCACUUCCUUAUUGCUAUAUGCCACCUCAACAAGUUGGAGCUGCUGGUGUCAUGAUGGGUAAUAAGCCUGUGAUAGACCCAUAUGCUCAACAGACUCAUCCCUACAACAUGGCACCACAACUGUGGCCACAACCACCACCACCACCAGAGCAGCAACAAUCAUCUCCAGAUCAGUAGCCACUUAUUAUUUGAAGGAUCUUUGACACUAUUUCACUCUUGUUAAUUAGUUUUCCAAGGUCUGUAAUUUUGAAUUUUAUGUUGGACUGAUCAUUUCAGUACAUCAUAGUAAAAUUUAAUUCUGCAGUUUUUGAAUUUUUAUUUCCAUCUUUUUCUUUAUGGAAUUUAAUAUUUUCUGCUACAGA